Molecule: messenger RNA, 1482 nt
Organism: Penicillium lagena
Lineage: Eukaryota; Fungi; Ascomycota; Eurotiomycetes; Eurotiales; Aspergillaceae
Exons: 2
Coding region: 1-1482 (493 amino acids)
Cellular component (GO): cytoplasm; nucleus
Molecular function (GO): protein serine/threonine phosphatase activity
Source: RefSeq, a predicted model, not a curated record
AUGUCGCCUGCCCAUAUUGAGCGGCCUCUGAGCAUUGUCUCUCACACUCGAGCCUCUCUUUCGAUACCAAAGAAAAGCGAACUCGAGUCAGGACACGAUGAGGACGAGGAGCAACAAGUCGCAGCGACAAAAGAGAGAGGCCGUUUUCCUCAAAUGGAAUCUUUAAAGCAGCUGCCAGAUGACCUGCAGCAGGCCAGUGUCAUAGACUUUGAAACUACCAACGAGCGAAGGACGAUCCAUGGAAGGGAUCUCAACAUCAACCCAACUAACGAGCCUUCAUUCCUUGACUUCCUGAAGAUAGGAAGUCACCAUCUGCGCAACUUCAGCAAGCGUGGCAAUUCACAACCCCCAGUGACAAAUCUUACGCCUAAACCGAUCAAGAAGGCGAGCCAACUUAUUGAACACUCCGAUCGCAUGUCAGAUGUGCCCUUAUCUGAAACCCCGCCGCCGGGCGCUCCACAAGCCUCAAGCAAAUCUAUCUUGCGAAGGCAUAACGAUCUCAAUAUAGAUUCAAUUGUCUGGGAUGACUCUUCUAGAGACGGCAGAAAUAUGCAAAGGCUUAUUGACCUAGAUGAUGCAAUCUCACGACUCCUACAAGCGGGAAAGUCGAAACCUACAAAAAGGCUGUGUCUCACCAAUACUGAAAUUAUGUCUAUCUGCUCGGCCACCCGGAACCUGUUCCUUUCCCAGCCUAUUCUUUUAGAGCUGAAUGCCCCAAUUCACAUUGUCGGUGACAUCCACGGUCAAUUUACGGAUCUUCUUCGAAUCUUUGAGAUUUCCGGAUUACCUUCUACCACCAAUUACCUUUUUUUGGGAGAUUACGUCGACCGAGGGAGACUAAGCUUGGAAACAAUACUUCUGCUUCUAUGCUACAAGCUCAAAUACCCCGAGACCUUUUUUCUACUCCGGGGCAACCAUGAAUGUGCUAAUAUCUCCCGGAUUUACGGCUUCUACGAUGAGUGCAAGCGAAGAUGUAAUAUCAAAAUCUGGAAGACAUUUAUUGACGUAUUUAAUUGUCUUCCAAUUGCUGCAGUUGUUGCAGAAAAGAUCUUUUGUGUGCAUGGCGGCCUUUCUCCCUGCCUUUCGGAUAUGAAUGAUAUCCGAAAUCUCGCUCGUCCAACUGAAGUGCCUGGGCAAGGUCUCCUGACCGAUCUUCUAUGGAGUGACCCUGCAAAUAUUAAAGACUGGGGACCUAACGGCGACCGAGGUGUUAGCUGGGUCUUUGGAAGGAAGGUGGUUGCGAAUUUUCUGAAGCGCUAUGAUUUGGACCUAGUUUGUCGGGCGCAUAUGGUUGUGGAAGGGGGGUAUGAAUUCUUUGGGGAGCGCAAUCUUGUUACGGUUUUUUCUGCACCAAAUUAUUGCGGCGAGUUCGAUAACUGGGGAGCUAUCAUGUCGGUUUCCGACGACCUUCUCUGUAAUUUCGACGUAUUAAAACCAUCCGACUCUGUUACCUUCGGAAAGAAAAUGAAGAAAAGAAGCUAG